AUGGCCGAUGACCAAAAGAUAGUACCUUAUUGUAAGCUUGUGCUGGGGCGUCCUAAAUUAUGCUUUGGUAAGAUUUCAAUCUCAGUAAUAAGUGUUCUCGAAUCAUAUUCAGUUUAUAGAAUAAGCAGUUGGGAAAGUUUAAGCCUAAGAGAAUGAGAAAAGUUAUCGGGCUCAGCAGUUUCAUGAAGACAACCCUGUAUGCCGGUCUUUAUACGAAAUGCGAACAUUAUUCGAUUCAGCUGUCUAUUUUAUAUAUACUGACUAUACUUUGUAAUAACAGAUGAGUAAGAUGUCGAGAAAAACCAUUUCUUCGUUUUCAAAAAUCUCUUUGCCAGAUAAACACGGAAGAUAAAACAUUGUUUGCGAAAAAUCACAAUCUGUCCCACAAAACUUACCGGACAUUUUGCGCAACAAUAUUGCAAUAACAAUAUUUACUUGUGCAGUUUAAAACCGACAUGUUAAGCCCAAGAAGAGUAAAUGUUUGUUAUAAAUUUGAUAAUUUUCCUCUAAGGUUUAUUGCACUUAUUUAAUACUUCAAGGUUUUAUUUUGUCCCACAGCCAUUGCACUUGCUGCCCAUGUAUCGGUUAUUUUACUCACUGCAACUCUUCACAUGUCUGGCUACAACAUUCUCCCGGUGGAUUUUUCUCGAGUUCCGCUGAAUUUGGAAAACGACAAUUCCAAGUUGAGAGCAGAUGCUUGGAAAUUUGCCAGCGAAGAUCCGCGCGUUAAUUUAAAUGCAGCCUCCCUAGGCGUUCAAGGAGAAAGAAAGGCGAGGUAUGACUUGUUGUUACUCGUCUACGAGUUAAAAGAAGGAAAUGUGUUCACCAAAGAAAAUCUUCAGCUGAUUCAGAAAACGGAAGAAGAAUUGUUUUCUAACACAAAUUAUCAGGAAAAGUUAUGUUUGUUGAUGGAAAGCGGCAAAUGUAAAGCACCUACUUCAAUUAUCAGAUUUUUUGAUGGCACAUAUAAAAUGCUUCAUCCUUUACUUAAUGACCCGGAUUUUGAAAAUAUUCCACGAGUUUUGAACGCUGCAAAAGAUAUAAAUCGUACUCGAGUAAUCUUAGACUUUCAUCUCAGCAAGGACGCUGUUAUAACUCCUUCAAUUGCCAAGUCGUCAUACACACGAUCUUUCCUUACGCUCGGGUUCCCAUUUAAAGGUUUCCGAAGUGUUUCAGACAGCCCAGAUGAGCAAUUUAAUUUUUCGCAAGAAUACUCCGGUAGAGCUUUCUCAGAGAAGCUUGCUAAGCUUUACAAAUCAGGAAUUGGAAACUUGAACUUUUAUUAUGAUCUGAGGUCGCUGUUUUUUGAGGCCACUUCUAAACAAGUCAUAGCGGAUCUCUUGCUUGUUUUUGGUAGCUUUGCGUUCAUUUUCAUUUUUAUGCUUUUUCAAACUCAUUCUCUGUGGAUCACCGGCUGGGCAUUGUUCAGCAUAUUUGCAUCCUUUUUUAGCGCCAACAUGAUUUACAGGAUUGUCUUCGAUUUCCGCUAUAUUGGUAUUUUCCAUGUGCUGUCCAUUUUCAUUAUUCUUGGAAUCGGCGCUGAUGAUGUUUUCGUCUUUUAUGACACUUGGCGCUCGUCACAAGAGAAAUCUUUUCCAAACCUGCUUACCAGGUUCUCGGAUGUGUAUCUGCAUGCUGCUGGCGCUAUGUUUAUUACGUCUUUUACAACUAUGGUGGCUUUCCUUUCAAACGUGACCUCUCCGCUGCUAGGCGUUUCAUCAUUCGGUACGUUUUCAGCGCUACUUGUGUUUGUCAACUACUGCUCAGUGAUCUUGUUUUUGCCAACUGUUCUCAUUACGUACGAGUUUUACUGGAAAGACUGGGAAUGGCCGUGCUUCAAAGUGUUCAACGUUUGUGCCAGAAUUCCUAGCGACAACCAGGUUGCUCCAAGCCCCACAAGAGAGAAUGAUGAGAAAACUGACGCUGCACAACACAUCCCCAGGCAGACACCUAACCGCACUCACAAAAUGAUAACAAGGUUCUUUGGAGGGAUUUUCGUCGAUAAAGUAGUUGGUCAUAAAAUUGUUCGCUGGGUCAUCCUGGUCAUUUUUGUAGCAUUUAUAUCCCUGUCUGCAACAUAUGCAGCACAAAUAACCGCUGAUCAGGAGGAGGUACAGUAAUACACACUUUUAUUAUGCACGGAGCUUAAUUCCAGCAGCGAGAAUCCAAAUGUUUAAAAUCCUCUGUUUUCGAAACCUGUAACUCGAACCAGGGGUGUCUUUAUUAUCUCAGAAAAACACUGAAAUUUUUCUCCUGAUUUUCCAAGCUCGCGAUAAGUUAAUCAAAUUUCUAUUUUCGCAAGAACUGGUAAAAACUAUCUGCUAUUUCCACUGAAUAUUCUGACAAAUAGCAGGAAUCAAUCCCCAGUAUAACACGAGCAACUCUUCCCUGACGAGAGGCAACAAUUCUAGACGUCCAAGGAAAACGUUUAAUUCAUAUACGCCCCUUUCUUCCUGUCAAAACCUUCCUUUAAGUUGUAGUAAUUCUCGGCUGUGGUAAUUAAAGUAAUAGUUUGCGUACUUCGCGGCAUAAUUCCCUGCAAUUAUCCAGUGGUCUUCACAGCCUGACGCGUUAAAUUAGAAGGAGACCAUAUGUAAGUACCGUAAUCAUUUUUUGGGAGGAAUGAUGGGCUUUUGACGGGAGAUACUUGAAAAACUGAUGCAGUGAAGAGUUUCUCUCAUAUCUUACAGAUUGAUAUGUGGGGAGAGGGAACCAACUGGCACAGUGUUCAACGUCUUAAUAGAAACCAGUUUAAUCCAAGCUCAGAGGACAAUGUAAUUAACUUGUACAUUGUGUGGGGACUCAAGAACCAAGACCGCAGUGAAUGCCAUUUCACUGACUAUAAAUGCAAAGGAAAGACAGUGUUGGAUAGAAGUUUUGACAUGAAUCCUCCACCCUGUCAGAUAGCUAUGCUGGUAAGAAAUCACUCUUUAACACUCGUCAAGAUCAAUAACUGGCCCAGGCCUUUUUUAUUUGUCAUGACUGAUCGAGAAGGUAACUAAGUAUGGUAUCUAUUUGUUUGUAAAAUUGCAUCGCUCAUCGCUCACCGUACGUCCCCGCUUCAAUCCAUUCGAACCACAGGUAAACCAAUAACACCUUCAUGGACUGGGUUCUUAAGUUUAUUUAUCCGUUGUGGGAGGUAUUAGUAUUUCACGGUUUUUUAUUUCUUUACUGUAACUCGAAAGUUCAUCUUUUUUCCUAAACGGUUACUAUUUAACGGGAGCUCCGUAGCCCAACUUCUGCCUAAAAGCAUAGCAAGAACAGCAAAAAUACAACUCAAAGGAUGACAACUUCUAUUUGAAGAAUAUCUGCUAGACCAAACAUCCCUUUAUAUUCUGAAUUCGUGCAAGAAAAGACAAACCUACCUUGAUCUGUAUAAUUCUUCAGAAUAUACUCAGUCUCACACAAUAAUUGCCAAAUAUCUUAAGGAGAUCAUGCUCCAUCAUUAUCUGUUUUACAGAUUUAAACUUAUAGUGACCAACAUUGAAAUCCGUGGUCAGUUCCCAGCUACCCAGCCCUUUAAUUAACCUGUUUAUGUGUAUGCAAAGAAUAUGCUCGAUGCUCAAAGGACCUUCUAGAUGGUGUAAGAAUCGAUGGGAAGAAUAGUUUCUAUAGUUUCUACUGAAUACUUUUGAAGAUGUUCUUUGCUUUCAUUUAGGAGUUUUGCAAAGAACUGAGAAGUUUGAGCAACGAAAAGCUGGAAGAGUUAAAGGUCAGACGAAACGCAGUAACCAAUGAACCGGACAUAGAAUGUUUUGUGGAGGACAUGAAUACAUUUCUUACAGUGAGUGAGUAAAUUUGUUCAGGAACACUGAGUGAGAAAACAACACCAAGUUGAUUGACGCAAACUGACGGUAUACUAUAGGAGUUGCAUAGAAAUAAGUCAAAUUAAUUUUAAUUAAUCAAGAGUUAAUGACUCUUGACUUUAAGUCAAAUAUGAGUGGCGAUAUACAUUACACAGUGAUCUUUACAACCCGGAAGGGGGACUCCAAUAUAAAAGUGAGGGGGAUGCUCGUCGUCUCGCUUAAGGGUAUAAAUUGCAAACAAUUUAAUUUUUGGGCUCACUUUUGGUGUCUGGGACAGAAAUUCACUGUAUUUGCCCAUUCAAGUAUCGCUUAGGGCUUAUGUAAAGAAAUUAAAAUAAAAACAAGUGACGUCUGUUUUAGUACGGUCUUCUUUAGGGAUCAGUUUAAGCUUGAGCCACACCCAUAUUGGUCUCCCUUAGCGGCUGAAUUUUAAUUUUCCGACGAGCAUUCCUGUCACUUUUAUAUGGGAGUUCUCCCCCCAAGCUUUACAAAUAGUAUUUUUCAAAUAACAAAAUCCCCUGUACUUGAAUUUAUAUGUAAGGUGUUUCUUUCUGUAUGUUUUUGUAUUUCUUUUCUUUUCUUUUUUCUUAUGUAAUUUAAUAACGUCUUUAUUUGAAGUCUUGUCCUGCCUAGAUUAGCAUUAUAGCUAUUUGCAGGACAUAAAGUAUUGUAAACUUUAUAUUUCUUUACAAAUACAUUGUUGUUGUUUGCUUGUUGUUGUUGUUGUUGUUGUUGUUGUUGUUAAUCGACUUACAAUUUGACUUAAGUUGCUGUCGACCUAUGAAACGGAAUAAUUGUUUACCCAUUUUCUGGUAUCCAAAACUACAGUUUGAAAUCAGACCUUUUCAGAGAACAAACUUAUGAACAACUAUAACCGCCUUUGGUCAGAUGAUACAGUUUAACUUCUCCACACACGGCCACCUUGGGGAAAGACGAAAGUGGCUGUUGUAGAGAGGCGUAAACAAGAGUCAACAUAUGAACUGUCUGCCAAAAAAAAGUGGCCGUUUGUUGAGAGGUCGCUGUUAGUGAAGGUCCGACUGAAAACAUGGUAAAACGCACUUUUGUCCAAUGAGGUGCACUAAAAGACAAACAAUUCUACUGAAUUAUAGUAAUGUCAAUGAUAUUGCCGUCAGGUGUUUGAUGCCUUGUAUCAUGUACCGGUGGUAAGUUAUGUAAUACAGUAAGUUUGAUUUCACUGUUCCAUGAUAUGUUACUUUUCAGGAAGAAGCAAAAAAGUCCACAUACCCAAACGGCACAGAUUUUAGCAUCCCUGUUAACAGCCAAAAAAUCAGAACAUUGAUGCAGUACAACCCCACCAUGUACAACUCUUCAAUUCUCUCGCAAGCAUAUUAUCGCUAUUAUGAAGUAGCUCUCGGCUUUUGGCUGACGCACGGAAACACAUCAUACAGUAGUGAUGAUUACUUAACUUACAGUUCGCUUCUUGGUGGAGAGAUUGAUGCCACCUACGAGCUUCAGAAACCCAGUUUUCAAGGUUUUUAAUCUUAAUUUCUUUAACAAGUACAGGUUAGAACCUUUUAUAAUUGAACUACUACCUUUCAAUCGGAAAAAAAAGAGUUGUUACGUUGGCUAUCAAGAAUAGCGUAUGAGCUAGAGAACUACAGUAAUGUUACAUACAUCUUCUCUUGUGGUUAAGGGUGUCAUGUUCAGCGGUAUUUUCUAGUAAGCAUGCGUACAUAUUUUGCUAGGUCUUUUGAGAAAUCAGCCAUGUUGAAGAACUAUAGAAGUUGUUAAUUAAUCCUGCUACAUCGUGGUCUUUAGUAAAGAUUUUCACAAACGGGUGCGGUCCUCGAGUCAUUUUCAAAAUGGAAGUGCAGUAAAAAAAGUCCACGAAAGUAAAAUCCUUUUCAUUACUCUCACAGUUCUACCUAAAAAAGAUGAAGAUCAUAAUCUCUUCUUCCGUUCGUCGCAUUUUUAGUCACACAAUGUUGAUUUCAUCUUCCUUGAAAUCCACCCUAGGAGUUUUUCAGUUAUUGUCGUUAUUACGCGUGAAUUUAAAAGAUCGAGGACUCCCAGGCACUGUUCAGGCUUGGUUUCUGAGAACGAGUACCUGGGUUCCGGCACAAAAUCAAUGGUGCUGUGUUCAAACCUUGCUACCCGAUUUAUAACUGUGUACAUAUAUAAUUAUUUCGCCCUUUUUAGCACUAUUUUGAAACGUGGGUGUAGCAGGAAGUUAUGGGUAUGCAAAGCAGUGGACUGCCUGGGAACUAACAGAAAUCGUGUCCACACGGGGUUGUUCCAGACGCGGCACCUACUUUGGUGCCCUUUAGUGCCCGAGUAUAAGGCCUCGACGUCAUCAGGCUGACGUCAUCGCCUGGGCAACAACAGCGUGCCCGAGUUCUGGGGUGGGUUCUUUAAAAAGGGUGUGUUCACAUUAGUACAUAGCGAGUACCGAACUUGAGCACCUUGUCCGUGUACCAAGUGGGAACGCUGCCUAACACCCUUUCGAUGUAUAGGCGGCAAGUAUGGAAACAACAUCUUGUACGCUGCAGUCAAGAUUCCUACAACACUAACAGGCGGAAACAUAGCAUACGAUAAAGGACUUCCUGUACAUGAUGCCUGGGAGGAGUUUGUGAAGACAAAGGUAAGGCGCCAUCUUUAUACUAUCGGAUGGUCAGUUGCUUGUUAAAGCAUAUAACAAGAAAAAAUAAGUAACGUUAUUGUUAUUUUUUGUUUGUUUCUUCUUAAUGAUAUGAGAAAAAUGGAAACGUCGAAUGACGUUAUUUAUCCUUAACUAAAGCUAUGUUUAUGUACAGCCUGUACGUAUGGCAGAUGCUUAGAGGAGGAAAGGAAACGGUCAAUUAAGUCAUGAGACUGAAACGCUUUUCUUCUUUAUCUCGUGCCUAUCGAGUUCUCCCGAGCUUAAAUUCCUCUUUUCUUAUUUCUUCUUAUUCAAACGCCUACCGCGAACGCUCAACCAAAUAAUACAGUGCAAGUGACAUGCAAUCAAGUCAUUUUUUUUUUCAUACCAUGUAUCAAGUUUGUUCUCUUAUAUAGAAGGGAACUUCAUGACAAUCGUCAAAAUCUUAUCCUUUGUUCACUUCCGUCCGUGCCUACAUAUAUCCUUUUACUGGCCUUAUGUGUAGGAGAUUGGUCCUAAUUGUUUCGUCAUUAAGCCGGCGUUAUUGCAAUUUAACUUGGCGCUGAAAUUUUUACCACCCAUGACUUUUUCAGAUGAGCAGUAUGCCAGCAUCGUGCAACAGUGCUUUUCAGAUCACGCCAGAGUUUAACAAUCCAUGGCACUGGAUUAAAGUGCAGAAGGUUUGUAGAGAUCCUGUUCUCUGCAGCUACUAAGUAUCAAGUUAAGCUUAAGGAAUCCAUGUUCAUAAAAUGGAAGAAACCCGACCUCAACCAGCAGGUGAAACACCUUUGUAGAGAUCCUGUUCUCUGCAGCUACUAAGUAUCACGUUAAGCUUAAGGAAUCCAUGUUCAUAAAAUGGGAGAAAGCCGACCUUCACCAGCAGGUGAAACACAUAAACUUGACUCUCUCUCUCUCUCUUUCCCCCUUUAACUUCACUGAUUUAAACUUUUAAAAAACGCAAUAUUGUCAACACAAUGUAACGAACUUUGUAACAUCGCGCGCGAUUUAAAUACAACGGCGAUUACACGAUAUGUAACAAUGUUGUAAAACUGAAGAUGACGGAUGUACUGUCGAAACAAAUUAAAGUUGUUUUGUUUAUGCGGCUGUUUGUAGAGUCAAUAUUUGGGCUUCUCCUAGAAACUAAGGGUCCGUUUCAUUAGUGAAAAAUAUUCCGAAGGAGAUUGCUCAAUGACAUUUAACCUCCUUUUUUCUAUAUUACACAGAUUCUGGUCCAAAGUGCUGUGAAUGGGAUUGUUAUGGGUCUUUGUUUUGCCGCACCGCUACUCAUAGUUAUGACAACAAACUGGAUUGUAGCAUUAUUGUGCUGCAUGACAAUUUGUCUCAUCACUUUAGGGGUGGUUGGUAUAAUCCCAAUGGCCGGAUGGAAGCUUGGAAUGCUUGAGUCACUCAACCUGACUCUGGUUGUUGGUUUAGCUGUUGAUUACGUCGUACACCUUGCAGAUGGUUACGUUCGUUCCCAGAAGCACUCACGCAAAGACAAGGUGCGCGAGACUCUGGGUCACGUGGGCAUCUCUGUGUUGUCGGGCGCAUGCACAACAGUAGGGGCAUCAAUUUUCAUGCUUUUCGCUAAAAUCGUGUUCUUUUUUCAAUUUGGUGUCUUUAUUUUCUGCACCAUCGGGCUUUCAAUACUUUCUGCGCUGUUUUUCUUUACAACUGUGCUUGCGCUAAUGGGGCCUGAAGGCAACAGAGGCUCUAUCUUGCCGCUAGUGCAAUGGAUCAAGGACAAACUCCGCAACAAGAAACCAACUGAUGUCACUUGCCAGAAAUGUGACGGACGAGGAUUUUAUGCCCCUCACCCUCCCCCAGCAUCGAGCCUUGUUACUUUUGAACAUCCUAUUCCUACAUAG
This is a messenger RNA of Porites evermanni, 8273 nucleotides long. NCBI's taxonomy places the organism in Eukaryota, Metazoa, Cnidaria, Anthozoa, Scleractinia, Poritidae. The record is from the annotation of a GenBank genome assembly.